Molecule: messenger RNA, 2316 nt
Organism: Mycena indigotica
Lineage: Eukaryota; Fungi; Basidiomycota; Agaricomycetes; Agaricales; Mycenaceae
Exons: 4
Coding region: 1-2316 (771 amino acids)
Source: RefSeq, a predicted model, not a curated record
AUGGCGACCACGGCAAGAGCUACCCCGCCGGCUCGAAGGGCGACAGCCACCUCACCUACUCCUGCGAUUAAUCGAGGAGCCACUGCCCGGUCAGCGGCAACUUCACCAAGAGUGUCAUCGUCGUUGGCACCCACUCGACGAGCAUCACUCAAAUCGACCACGUCCGACCCAGUUUCUGCCUCUCUCAAACAGGAAACAGAGCAAAAGGAGCAGCUUCUUGUGCAGGUUCAGGACAAGGAACAGACCAUUGCCACCCUCUCAACAGAGAAUGCCAAUCUCACGUCAGCACUACAAGCGGCAGAAAGCAGGCUCAAUGAACUAUACGCCGACCAGUCGCGUGCAGAAGUGGAUCUUGCCCAACGCAUAGAGAUUUCUGAGAACCUUAGAGCUCAAGUCCGCGAGUUAGAAAAAGAGAAAAGAGAGGUCCAACGAAGAUAUAAUGAACAGACAAGUACUUUCGAAGCAGAGCGUCAGGCCUUCUACGAUAAUGAACAACAUCUCAAAUCACGCAUCUCUAGUCUCUCGCAAGCUCGCAAGCAAGUAGAGAGACCGCCCCAACCAGAAACCAUUGACACCGAAUCUAUUAUUGAGGUGGAGGAAGAAGAAGUACCUCAGGAGCCAGAACCUCCCCAGCAGGCUAUGGAUGAUCCAGAGUCUGAGCCUGCUGAAAUGACUGCACUUCGUUUGGAGCUUUCUACGCUCUCCACGUCCUACACUUCACUCCAGAACACGCUUGUGCUUCUCCAAACUCAGCUAGUCGACCUCAAACGCGUCAACCACGAACUUCAGGAAGAGAACGAGAGCUAUAUGAUUCUCCUUCGCGAAAAGACAUUAAGCGGCCAGUUCGAUGUUAUGAAACAAAUGGGUGGUUCGGUUUCGGAGGAGGAGACUGAUGAUGAUGAGAAUGAUGAUGAUGAAGGGGCAAGUGUCGAGCGUGGCAGCCUUAGAAGUGCGCCUCGUAGCGUUCUCGACAAGGUGGAAGAAGAAGAGGACGGCGCUGAAGAGACUCUGGAACAGCAACUCGAGCGCAGCUUGGCCCGACCACGUGACACUGAUUCACCGUCUUCGUCGCGUGGAUUCGGCCGCCCAACACGUAAGCGGACAGGCUCUCAGUCGCAUUCACCCCAGAUUCGCGGAGAAACUCUGGCUGAUCUACCAAUUACUGGACCUGGCCUGGAUCUUGCUGCAGAACUCGGUCGAGCCGAAAACAAGGACAUUCUUGACGGUAACAUUGUGGAAGACCAAGAUCGCUCUGUUCUGAACGGCAAGAAACGCUCAAAGAAGAGCUCUUCUGGUCGCAAAGAAAUGGGUUUGCCUGGUAUCGAGCCGAGUGGAUCCAUGUCAGACAUCGACGUUCUCAAGAACGAAGUCAAGUCACUCAAAGACGCCAACAAGGCUUUGUCGUUGUAUGCAUCCAAAAUCAUCGACCGUAUCAUUUCUCAGGAAGGCUUCGAGCACGUACUGGCGGUGGACUAUGAGAAGGAGCCUCCUAAGUCACCACUCACUGCUGGGCCUGCUUUGACGACAUUCCCCGCUUCCCUGCCUCCUAAACCCCGUCCCCAGUCCGUCAUUGUUGCGCGUUCCACUUCCACACCUGGCACGCCAGCAUUCACGGGUUUAUCUCCGUCAAUGCCUCCUCCGAAACUUGGUACUCCACCUCCAGCAACAGCGAAAGCCCAACGCAGGUCUUUGUCUUUCGACUGGAAGUCAUUCUCUCUAUUCAGUGGUGAAAAGAAGCCGGAGAACCCAAGUUUGCGUCCAUUGACACUCAAACCCGGGGCCAGUCCGGUUACUGGAGCCCGCAAGCUCGAAACUCACGAAGACGAUAAUGAUCGUCGCGAACGAGAACGACUGAACGCUACGAUGAAACUUAUGGGCAUACAACCACAACCGUCUCCGGUCAUUCCACCUUCGGUAACCCCGCCUGUUGUCGCCAGUGUGCCCUCUACGCCUUCUCGUCGCUUUUCGUUCUUUGGCCGCGCACCGGCUGCCCUCCCUGCUCCCCCUCCCGAGUCGUCUGACUCAGCUUCUAUGCAUUCAAAUGGCACUGGCAGUAGUGGUUUCGUUGGUCUGGGCAUAGGCCCACCGAGUCUGACCCAGGACGUGUUAGAGCACGCUGAGGCUGAAAAUUCGCUUGCUGCGUUGGAUGCCCAUGAACGGACCCUCAGUGCAGAGAUUGCCAAGGGCUCGAGUGGUGGAUUCACGGAAAUUGCGCGAAGACAGCCAGGAAGUCGACGAGCUCGACGGAGUGCUGCGGGAAGCGACAACAAGAGCAAUGGGAGCACAGUUUGGAGUGCUGGAGAAGACGAUGACUAA